This is a messenger RNA of Cucurbitaria berberidis CBS 394.84, 1892 nucleotides long. Its product is annotated as GMP synthase. Gene Ontology annotation, cellular component: cytosol. The transcript is spliced from 2 exons. Bases 91 to 1716 code for a protein of 541 amino acids. Gene Ontology annotation, biological process: GMP biosynthetic process. Gene Ontology annotation, molecular function: GMP synthase (glutamine-hydrolyzing) activity; ATP binding; GMP synthase activity. The record is from RefSeq and is a predicted model, not a curated record. Lineage: Eukaryota; Fungi; Ascomycota; Dothideomycetes; Pleosporales; Cucurbitariaceae.
ACUUCUUCCUCCCAGUAUCCGUCCCUUUUCUUCUCCCACACUCGUUCAGACUUCAAUUGCACCUCGCAAAGGAACACCACAUACUUCAAGAUGGCGACCGACGGCUCCGACCCAAUCCCUCCCCACAAGACGUUCGACACCAUCCUCGUCCUCGACUUCGGCUCCCAGUACACACAUUUGAUUACACGACGACUUCGCGAGCUCAAUGUCUACUCUGAGAUGCUUCCAUGCACGACGAAGCUGGCCGACCUCCCAUUUACCCCAAAGGGUAUCAUUCUCUCCGGUGGCCCAUACUCCGUCUACUGGGAUGAUGCACCGCACGUCGACCACGCCGUCUUCGACCUCGGCGUACCGAUCCUAGGUAUAUGCUAUGGGCUGCAAGAGAUGGCAUGGCACUUCGGAAAGAAUGCUGGCGUGGCUGCGGGUGACAAGAGAGAAUACGGACAUGCGAAGUUGAACGUGGAGAGCCAUGGUGGACAUGUCGACCAGCUGUUCAAGGACCUAGGGAACGAUCUGGAGGUCUGGAUGAGUCAUGGCGACAAGUUGAGCCACAUGCCCCAGGACUUCAUCACCGUUGCAACCACCCCAAAUGCGCCGUUUGCGGGUAUCGCGCACAAGACGAGCAAGUACUACGGCAUCCAGUUCCACCCGGAGGUCACGCAUACAAAGAAAGGAAAGGUCCUUCUGAAGAACUUUGCGGUCGAUAUCUGUCAAGCGCAGACAGAUUGGACCAUGGGCAAAUUUGUUGACCAGGAGAUUACGCGCAUCCGAAAGUUAGUUGGAGACAAGGGACAAGUCAUUGGGGCUGUCAGCGGAGGUGUUGAUUCCACUGUUGCCGCGAAGCUGAUGAAAGAGGCCAUUGGCGACCGCUUCCAUGCUGUCAUGGUUGACAACGGUGUCCUGCGGUUGAAUGAGGCUGUCCAGGUCAAGGAGACACUUGAAAGGGGCCUAGGUAUCAAUCUGACGGUCAUCGACGCAUCAGAGCUCUUCCUUGGCCGUCUAAAAGGCAUCACCGACAACCCCGAGCAAAAGCGCAAAGUCAUUGGCAACACCUUCAUCGAGGUCUUCCAGGAGCAGGCCAAGAAGAUCGCCGCCGAGGCUCACAACUCCUCUAAUGCUGGCGAGAUCGAAUGGCUUCUCCAAGGCACCCUCUACCCUGAUGUCAUCGAGUCUCUCUCUUUCAAGGGCCCCUCCCAGACUAUUAAAACCCACCACAAUGUCGGCGGCCUCCCAGCAAAUAUGAACCUCAAACUCAUCGAGCCCCUGCGCGAGCUCUUCAAGGACGAAGUCCGUGAACUCGGCAAGGAACUCGGUAUCCCCGAAGAACUCGUCUGGCGACACCCCUUCCCUGGCCCAGGCAUUGCUAUCCGUAUCCUUGGCGAGGUGACUCCCGAGCAAGUCCGCAUUGCGCGCGAAGCAGACAAUAUCUUCAUCGAGGAGAUCAAGGCUGCGGGGCUGUAUAGGAACAUCAGCCAGGCAUUUGCUGCGCUGUUGCCCGUCAAGGCAGUGGGCGUCAUGGGAGAUAAGCGUGUACAUGAUCAGGUCAUUGCUCUGAGGGCAGUGGAGACGAGUGACUUUAUGACGGCAGACUGGUAUCCGUUCGACGGAGAGUUCUUGAAGAGAGUUAGCAGGAGGAUUGUGAAUGAGGUCAACGGAGUUUGCAGGGUCGUAUACGAUAUCACCAGCAAGCCUCCUGGCACUAUUGAGAUGGAGUAAAUUACGCUUCGAGGCGCGCCUCGGCGACUUGGCACAGGGGGCAUGGCAUACAAAACUGGUAGAUUUGGCUUAUACGAUACUUGGCUUCCAGAUGAAUAGACGAUAGACACUUUGAUGAUACCCUGCAAUGACUACAAUACAGUAGCUAUAUACCAAUAGAAAAAGAUUCUAUAACG